Messenger RNA from Spodoptera frugiperda (fall armyworm), 1132 nucleotides. Its product is annotated as mitochondrial transcription rescue factor 1. NCBI's taxonomy places the organism in Eukaryota, Metazoa, Arthropoda, Insecta, Lepidoptera, Noctuidae. The record is from RefSeq and is a predicted model, not a curated record. Gene Ontology annotation, molecular function: RNA binding. The transcript has 4 exons. The coding region runs from base 75 to 659 and encodes 194 amino acids.
CAUUCCGUGUAAUGGAAUGUAAAGUUUUGUAAUCAUUUUCUGUUUGUGAUUUAAUUCCAAUAAAUGAAACAAAAAUGAGUUUUUUGCGAAGAAUUAUUACUCCUGCACUCGUUAGCCGUGUAUUUAGACAAGAAAUUAUUCACAGACCAAUACAUUGUUGUGUAUAUCAACAUGUAAACAUAACCUCAAAACUAGUGGAAUUGUAUUCUAAUAAAACGAAUUAUACAACAGUACGUUGGAAAUCAAAAAAGAGACAGUACGAUUCAGACGACGAGGAACUUGUGCUAGAAGACGAUUCGUCACUCUCAAAAGAUUCAAAAGUAGUCAAAUUUUCUACCACAUCAAUGAGAACUGAUGUUGUUUUGAAAUCAGCACUUAGUAUAUCAAGAAAUAAGGUGGAACAAAUGUUUUAUGAAAGUAAAAUCAGAGUCAACGGAAAGAAAAUCUUAAAGAAAAGUGCAUCAGUAAGGUUGGGCGAUGAAGUAGAUGUCAUAAAGAUGGUGAGCCCAAAGAAUCCAGAUCACAUUUAUGUGUCCCGAGUGGAAAUCCUUGAUGUAGCAGCUAAAGAAGAAAGCAUUCAAGUUACAGCAAGGAGGUUCAAACACUUACUCAUAGAGAACUAUGAAAAUGACCCUAUAAAGACUUCAGAAGAAGUUUAAAUAGUUACUUAAUAAUGUUUGUAAAUUAUAUAUUAAAAUAAUUCAACAUCUUAUUAUUGGCCAAUAUCAGAUCAUUUAUGUAUUGUGAUAUUUGUUAAUGACCUUGGUGAAGUAAAAAAAAACGGGUUCUUAGAGUGCUUUUCCAACAGAGAUGUGUUAUGUAGUUAUGCUAUAAAGAUGUAAUAGCUAAUUACCAUUGAUACUAAGCUAUGUAAGUAAGAUGUGCAGCUUGAGUAUGCAAUGUAUCUUUCUAUAUAAAAACAUAGCUGAGUCCCUUUCCACAAGUGCUAUGCUAUGUGUACCACUGAAUAUAAUUGGUGGAAGCCAAAUGCAUCCACAGCAACAUAGCAUAACAUAUCUCUGGUGGAAAAGCACCCCUAAUCAGAGCAAUAGUAAACUUCUUAAUCCUAUUUGUAAAUAUUAUGUAGAAUUAAAUCGUUACAAAAAUAAAACGAUAAAAAACAGUAAUACCU